Messenger RNA from Triticum dicoccoides, 3744 nucleotides. RefSeq names its product cationic amino acid transporter 3, mitochondrial-like. Gene Ontology annotation, cellular component: membrane. The transcript has 24 exons. Gene Ontology annotation, biological process: transmembrane transport; amino acid transport. Lineage: Eukaryota; Viridiplantae; Streptophyta; Magnoliopsida; Poales; Poaceae. Gene Ontology annotation, molecular function: amino acid transmembrane transporter activity. Bases 39 to 3428 code for a protein of 1129 amino acids. The record is from RefSeq and is a predicted model, not a curated record.
UGAAGGGAAGAGAAGCGCCGCCGCCGCCGCGGGGGGAGAUGGCCCCCGCCGCCCCCGCGCCGGCGCCGGCCGCCACCGCCUGCUCAUCGUCGGCGAGCUCCGCGCGCCCGCCCUCCACCGCCUCCUCCUCCUCCCAGUCGCCGCCCAGGCGCACGGUCCCGGCGCUCCUCCUCUUCACCUCCCUCGCCGCCCUCCUCAUCCUCUCCUCCGGCGAGGCCCACGACGCCGACGCCGACGCGGCGUCCGGCCGCCCCCUCAAAGAUGUUGGUUUGGAAAAUCCGGAGGUGACUUUUGCUCCCUCAUCCAUGGGUGGGAUUUUCUGUGAGAGGGUCCGCAUUUCUGGAAUGCCAAGGUGGCAGUUUCAAAGCUACGCAAAUCAAAUACAUGUUAGAGUGAAUGUUUCUCAUUCAAUGCCAGAAAAGUUCCAUUGGAAAAUACAGAUUUGCUUUCAUGGGAAUGCUUCUACGGGUCUGUGCCAAUGUGAGAUGGGUGAAUGGCAAGUUCUGCAAGGUGGCAUGUGGAACGCAGUGAAGUCUCCAUAUGUGAGCAGAUAUGUUGAUGUGAAACUGACUGAUAAGAAAUCUACUGUCUUCAGCCUCUCCAUUCAGGAUGAGCUUCAGAAGUGGCGCUUAGCUUGCCUUGGUAUUGGAUUUGUCCUGUUAUUCCUGUCACCCAUCGUUAGUAAAUGGGCACCUUUUUACUAUAGCAGCUCUAUGGCACUUGGAAUCCUGCUUGUGGUGCUGAUUGUCCUUUUCCAGGGGAUGAAACUGCUACCAAUGGGCAAAAAAGGUUUAUUUUACCUUACAAUUUAUGGAUCUGUGUUGGGUGUUGGCUCCUACGCUGCACACUACUUCUCCUCAAUGGUUGCCUCUAUUCUGGAAAACUUUGGCUUGAGUGAGGAGAUGCACAACCCUGUGUCAAUCUUUCUGCUGGUAGCAGUUGUCUUGACCGGAGCUGGUUUUGGCUAUUGGAUGGUGAGGAGAUUUAUCAUUUCAAAAGAUGGCAGUGUUGAUGCCGGGAUAGCACAGUUUGUGAAGUGGGCUAUGCGUGUUGUUGCAAUGUUCUUUGUUAUGCAGAGCACACUGGACCCUAUUCUAGCAUCGGCUGCUCUAGCUGCUAGCUGGUGGAUUUGCUCUGUACUGACAGCAAAAAAAGUUCACAAGCCAACAGCACCGAAGCGAAAACAAUUAAAUGUUCCUUCUCAUCGAAGGUUUACUCAAGUAUCACCCAACACCCGCCAGGUCCAGUUCUUAAGUCCAUCAUCAGGGGCGGGUACUGGAAGAGCCACAACAACACAGUAUGGUUGGAACAAUUUAGCCAAUGGAGGUCUGGUCCCCAAAGCAGUCAGAAAGAGGGUAGCACCCAAUCAAGAUGAAGACUACUAUUCCACCUUCCACAACAUCGAACCAAGGAAAUACUCAAAGAGAGAAUGGGAGGAGUUCACCGAGGAAUCGACCAGAAACGCUCUGAUGGAACACACAGCGACCCCAGAGUUCGCCCAAUGGGCUGCUGACAAUGCUCACCGGUUGCGGGUGGAGCGGGACGACGUGUCCGAGGACGAGUCGAUCGAGAGCUACUCUAGCUCUUCCGAAGAAGCCGAGAAAGGCGGAAAAGCUUCUCGUCUGUUGAGCAGGUGUGUGAGAGUAGCAUUUCAAGGAUCUUUAUCUCUUGUUAGCUGGGCAUGGGUUGGUUCGACAAUUGGAGCUGGAGUAUAUGUUCUUGUGGGAACAGUUGCCAGGGAGCAUGCUGGUCCAGCAUUGGCAGUUUCAUUCCUGAUAGCUGGAAUAGCUGCUGCACUUUCAGCAUUCUGUUAUGCCGAGCUUGCUAGCCGUUGCCCCUCUGCUGGAAGCGCCUAUCAUUAUUCAUAUAUCUGCAUUGGCGAAGGUGUUGCCUGGUUGAUUGGCUGGUCGUUAGUGCUGGAAUAUACUCUUGGCGGAUCCGCUGUUGCCCGUGGAAUAUCCCCCAAUUUAGCCUUGUUUUUUGGAGGACCAGAUAGCUUGCCAUGGAUUUUAGCACGGCAUCAACUUCCAUGGUUUGACGUUAUUGUUGAUCCCUGUGCUGCCGCUCUUGUUCUUGCUGUCACUGCUUUAUUAUGCCUAGGGAUAAAAGAGAGCUCAUAUGUACAAGCAAUUGUGACGAUUAUGAAUGCUUGUGUGAUGCUAUUUGUGAUCAUAGCUGGUUGUUAUAUUGGCUUCCAGAUUGGAUGGGAGGGCUAUAAGGUUACUGACGGGUAUUUUCCAUAUGGAGUAAAUGGAGUGCUUGCUGGAUCAGCAACUGUUUUCUUUGCAUACAUAGGCUUUGACACAGUAGCGAGUACUGCCGAGGAGGUCAAGAAUCCACAACGAGAUCUACCUCUGGGAAUAGGAGCAGCAUUGUCUAUUUGCUGUUUCUUGUACAUGAUGGUCGCUGUUGUUAUUGUUGGGAUUGUACCGUAUUUUGCUAUGGACCCAGAUACACCUAUUUCAUCCGCCUUUGCAAAACAUGGAAUGCAGUGGGCAAUGUAUGUUGUGACAAGUGGUGCUGUUCUUGCACUGUGUUCAACCUUGAUGGGCUCACUUCUUCCACAGCCUAGAAUACUGAUGACCAUGGCAAGAGAUGGACUGCUGCCAUCUUUCUUCUCCGAUGUGAACAAGCACACACAAGUACCUGUCAAGGGCACAAUUGCGGCUGGUAUCUGUGCUGCUGCUCUGGCCUUUUUCAUGGACGUUUCUCAGUUGGCAGGAAUGGUCAGUGUAGGCACACUCCUAUCGUUCACCAUGGUGGCAGUAUCGAUCUUGAUACUCAGAUAUGUUCCUCCAGAGGAGGUGGUCCCUCUACCAUCACCUCGGCGAGAGUCAAUGGGUUUGAGCCAAGAAUAUGAUGAGGAAAAGGGCAGGGAUCCACUUGGAGAUGAGAUCUGCGACACAUCUCAAAUAAAGGAUUUGAUUAUGACAGAACCAAUGAAGGACCCUCUUCUCGAGAAGAAGCAACACAAAGGCACGAUGGAUGAGAUGAAGCGUCGGAAGAUAGCUGCUUUCAGCAUAGGGUCUGUUUGUCUAGGAGUUCUGGUCCUCACGGCUUCAGCUUCUGCCACAUGGCUACCUUUCCUACCGCUUUGCAUUGGUUGUAUUGUUGGUGGUGUGCUCCUUAUACCUGGUCUUGUUGUACUCUGCUGCAUUGACCAAGAUGAUGGCAGGCACUCUUUUGGUCAUUCUGGAGGAUUCAUGUGCCCCUUUGUUCCGUUUCUACCUGUUGUAUGCAUCCUCAUAAAUACAUAUCUGUUGAUAAACCUUGGCGGAGAUGCAUGGCUGAGAGUCGGCAUAUGGCUGCUGAUAGGUGUUUUCAUUUACAUUUUCUACGGGCGAACCCGCAGCUCGCUAGUCGAUGUUGUGUAUGUCCCUGUGGCCAAGGCCGAUGUACGCAGGAGUUCAUCUGGUUUCAUGUCCUAGAAAAGAAAGAACCGUCACAUCUUGGAGCUGGCAAAACCUCGCUGGCCCUCACCUGCGCAGCCAGAUAUCAGCCAGCCCGGAAGGGCCUGUUGAAUUGUUGGGAGCUUAGUCGUCGACAGGGUCUCAUUGAUUCAGUUUUUGGGGGGCGUGCAUGAGAAAGAUCAGCAUACAGACUAGAGUUUGGAUUGGGUGGUGUAGUGUGUGAUUGUUUGUAAUUCAUUCAUUCAUGUAUAAGCAAGCCCCUUGUAACGGAACGGGUGAAUACUGAUUGAAAAGAGAUGAUGGAAUCUUACAGAAAUUGCAACAGAAACCAUUC